AAACAAUUUGAAAAGAUAUCAAUUGCAUGGAGAAAGUGGAUCAGCUGAUACCAACGCAAUUGAAAAUGCACUUCCUGAUUUAAAAGCAAUCAUUAGCUCCUUUAGAUCUGAAUGUGUAUAUAAUAUGGAUGAAACAGGACUGUUCUUCUGA
Messenger RNA from Entrophospora sp. SA101, 151 nucleotides. The record is from the annotation of a GenBank genome assembly. Lineage: Eukaryota; Fungi; Glomeromycota; Glomeromycetes; Entrophosporales; Entrophosporaceae.